Plasmodium gonderi is the source of this 633-nucleotide messenger RNA. RefSeq lists its product as hypothetical. NCBI's taxonomy places the organism in Eukaryota, Apicomplexa, Aconoidasida, Haemosporida, Plasmodiidae. The transcript has a single exon. The record is from RefSeq and is a predicted model, not a curated record. The coding region runs from base 1 to 633 and encodes 210 amino acids.
AUGAAAAGAUACAUCCUUAAUAAUAACACAUGUUGGAACACGAAAAAGACUAAAGUAGAAUACCAGUAUGAUAACGAAUUAAGGAUAAAAGGCCGUGUGGCAUUUCCAGAUUUUUUUAAUUUUAAUAAAAUAUCUAACAAAAGAGUGGAUGAGGAUAUAAAACACAAAAAAAAAUUAGGUAGAUUAUAUUCAUUACAAGUAGAAGAAAAUGGAAAAAGAAGAAGAAUUAAUUUUCUACAUAACUUCAACGACUUAGGUUCGAGAGAUACGCUGAAAAAUCAGAUAUCUGUGAUUCCAAGUGGGUCAACCGAAUGCUCUGGAUUAACAUUUGAUGAACCAGAAAAAAGUGCUAAUAAUAGUGCCACAUUAUAUAAUCAAAGCGAUAUGAAUGAUAAAAAUAGGAUAAAUAAACAAGAGGAAAAAAUAGUAAAAAAUGAAUUUUCCCAUUUUCACCAUGUAGAAAUAGGAAGCAAUUAUAAAGACAAAAAAAACAAUCAAAUAAAAAAUAAAUAUUAUGAAAAGAUUAACAAUUUAUUGAAAGAAAUACACCUUAGCAAAAUUGCGAGAUGGAAUGACAACACCAAAAAGUGUAUGUAUGAGAGUGCACCUUCUGUUCUUAAGCAGAGUGUGUGA